AUUGUGCUGGAGCACGGCUCCUACAGCGGAGACCCCGUCACCAAGGUGCUGCUGCAGCCCCUGACAGGACGGACUCAUCAGCUGCGGGUUCACUGCAGUGCCAUCGGCCACCCCAUCGUGGGGGACUUCACCUACAGCCACAGGAAGGACAGCAGCCCCUACAGGAUGAUGCUCCACGCCUACUACCUGCGCAUCCCCACCCGCAAGGAGCUCGUCGAGGUCUGCGCCCCCGACCCCUUCCUCACGGCCAUGGAUGGCAACUGGGUGCCCCACCACGUCGUCCACGGGCUGGAUGACACCAUCCAAGAGCUGAAGGACAAGGUGCUGCAGAAGGGGGAGGAGGAGGAGGAGAGGCAGGAGGCUGUGCUGGGUGCUGGAGGGGAGGAGGCGCGGAGCGAAGCCGAGAGCCCGGAGACGGAGGAGCAGCGAGCCCGGUGCCAGCAGUGGCUGGCAGAGUGGGCUUUGGAGUGA
Merops nubicus (carmine bee-eater) is the source of this 471-nucleotide messenger RNA. It is a transcript of the gene RPUSD1, whose product is annotated as RNA pseudouridylate synthase domain containing 1. The annotation marks the transcript as partial. The record is from RefSeq and is a predicted model, not a curated record. Gene Ontology annotation, biological process: pseudouridine synthesis. Lineage: Eukaryota; Metazoa; Chordata; Aves; Coraciiformes; Meropidae. Gene Ontology annotation, molecular function: pseudouridine synthase activity; RNA binding. The transcript has 2 exons.